AUGGCCAUCCUGCGCAACACAGCUAUGAAAGUAUUUGUAGAACAUCUGUUCUAUGAUACACUCUCCUGCAGGAACUUACAAUCCAGUGAGGACCUGAGAGAGCCGUGGUCCCAUAAAAGACUGAGGAUCCUGAGUUCAACUAGAACAUGGGGUGCCUCUUGCCAGGAAAUAACACCAGGGUCUCUAACCAACUCAACUGUCUCCAUUUUCCAGGCCAAGUCCCUGCUACUGUUGGUGUUGGGGCUCACUCUUUUGAGUGAGGUGGCAGCUCGGAAACAUCUAAAGGCAGGGGAAACUGCUCUGUGCCCUCCUCUGGAGGAUAAUAGUGUGAGGGUUGACAUUCGCAUCCUCAGGCAAAACCGGGGUAUUUCCAUCUCAAAUGAUUUCCAGAAUCGCUCCAGCUCCCCCUGGGACUACAACAUUACCCGCGACCCCCACCGGUUCCCCUCAGAGAUUCAGGAGGCCCAGUGCAGGCACUCUGGCUGCAUCAAUGCCGAAGGGCAGGAAGACAGCUCCAUGAAUUCGGUUCCCAUCCAGCAGGAGUUCCUGGUCCUGCGGAGGGAGCCCCAGGGCUGCUCUCGCUCCUUUCGCCUGGAGAAAGUGCUGGUGACCGUAGGCUGCACCUGUGUCACCCCCAUCGUCCGCUAUGUGCGUGCCUGAACAUCAGCUUGGCCGAGGAAGCCCUGAAAUGCCCCUCCUUACCCAGCGCUCUGCAGCAAGUCCAGUGUGGUCCCAAUUCUCUCCCCUUCAUAGGCUUCUUGGUAAGACCUGCCUGGAAUUCUCAAAGCUCUGUAUUAGAUAUAGUGUUAGCUUCUGAAUCAUAACGUAGU
Messenger RNA from Canis lupus familiaris (dog), 830 nucleotides. It is a transcript of the gene IL17F, whose product is annotated as interleukin 17F. Gene Ontology annotation, molecular function: cytokine activity. NCBI's taxonomy places the organism in Eukaryota, Metazoa, Chordata, Mammalia, Carnivora, Canidae. The record is from RefSeq and is a predicted model, not a curated record. Gene Ontology annotation, biological process: inflammatory response. Gene Ontology annotation, cellular component: extracellular region.